CCCCGCAGCUUCGGGUCAGGCGGUUGGGGUCACAUGACCAGCGGGAACCCCUCACGUGACAGCUCGGGCGGGGCUGUGAGCAGCACUUCCCUACUCGCCCUUCUGUCUGCGUCACCGUGGAGACGGUCACCGUGGGGGCACAGGAGUGGGCUGAGGGCUGCAGGGUCCGUGCUGGGGCGGGGGUGUGCCUGCCCAGCCUCCCAUCCUCCGCGGCCGCUGCGAGCUCGGGCACCAUGCCAUGCGCGUGUGGCUGGAAGGGGACCUCCCUGCCACCCGGCCCCCUCCCGGCCGGGCCAGUCUCCAGAGCCCGGCUGGGGAAGGCCUGCCCUUGAGGGGGAGGAAGGGAGACUUCAGAAGACGGGGCUGGCGGGAGGACAGCUCUCGAGCCUGGGAUGCUCCAGGUGGCUCCUCCAUGCCUGGGUAGCAGCGGGAAGUCCCAGAGAGGAGCAUCUGAUUCCUCUGAGACUCCAGCCACGACUUGUGGCCCUGAGCACGCAGCCCCUGGAUCUGGGAGCCAGGCCCAGCCCCUUACCAGAGCCUACACUACCCCUUUCAGACCUCAGAGCCGCCAGGAACCAGAGAAACUCCUCACUCAUUAAACACCACCUCCCCCAGGCUGUUGAUGGUUCAGUCAUCAGUCGUGUCUGACUCUGAGACCCCAGUGGGCAGCAGCCCGUCAGGCUCCUCUGUCCAUGGGAGUCUCCGGGCAAGAACACUGGAGUGGGCUGCCAUUCUCUUCUCCAGGGAUCUUCGUGACCCAGGGGUCGAAUCCGUGUCUCCUGCACUGGAGGUGGAUUCUUUACCACUGAACCCCUCCCCCCAAUCCCGGGAUGACCUCUGUUGUCUUGUCUCUAUGAGUCUGCUUAUUCUAGAGAGCUCACACAAGUAGAACCACACGCAAUUUAUCUUUGUUUCUGGCUUUCACUGAGCAUCAAGUCUUCAACGCUCAUCCAUGUUGUAGCCUGUGUCAGGAUUCCCUUCCUUUUUUCCAGAUAAAUAUCAAUUAUAUUCCGUUUAUGGACAGAGCACAUUGUGCAUAUCCAUUGAUCCAUCAGUGGACACCAGAUUGUUUCCACCUCUUGCCUGUGUUUAAAUCCCGGCUGUCAAUUCGGGUGUGCGAUAAUCUCUUCAAGACCUUGCUUUCAGUGUGGGGGCGGGUACACCUGGAAGUGGGAGUGCAGGACCACGGGGUAAUUCUGUUCACUUCCGAGGAAGCUCUACUCUGCUUUCCACGGCAUUUGCAUCGUUAUAGAUCCCAACCAGCAGUGCACAGAAGUUUCCAUUUCUCCACAUCCUCUCCAACACUUGUUUUGUUGAGAGAUAGCAUUGCCACAGUGAGAGUGGUCUCUCACUGUGACUUUGAUUGGCAUUUUCCUGACUAGUGGCGUCACCUUCUCAUGCACUUUGUGAGCGUGUGUGAGUCUCUGGAGAGACGUUUGAAGGGGCAAGGGGUGUCUCCAAGCAGGGCUCAGUGCUCUCAGCUCUGACCCAAGUGGCACCCGCAGUUGUGUCAAAGCUGACAUGUGUGUGCAUGUAUUAAAUUAUACAUAUAAUGUACCCUUUUAACAUAAAAAGUGUUU
This is a messenger RNA of Dama dama (fallow deer), 1580 nucleotides long. RefSeq lists its product as uncharacterized. Lineage: Eukaryota; Metazoa; Chordata; Mammalia; Artiodactyla; Cervidae. The transcript has 4 exons. Bases 34 to 648 code for a protein of 204 amino acids. The record is from RefSeq and is a predicted model, not a curated record.